Paramecium octaurelia is the source of this 574-nucleotide messenger RNA. The record is from the annotation of a GenBank genome assembly. NCBI's taxonomy places the organism in Eukaryota, Ciliophora, Oligohymenophorea, Peniculida, Parameciidae.
AUCGCUUGAUUAAAUAAAAUAUCAAUCAAAAUGUUUAUCUGAAAUAUUAGAGAUAGUAGUAUCAUCAAAUAAUGAAGAUUCCUAUUAAUCAAGCAACAUGAGCAUGUUGUCAACGGGAAAUAGUGUCCCAGACCUGAUUGUUUUAAUUUUGUUUCUCAAAAAGGAUCAGAAAAAAUACUAAAUUGCGUUUGUGGAUAGUCAUUUUUUUUUUAUUGUGGGAAUCCAAGUCAUCCAAAUAAGACUUGCCAAGAAAGUGUAGAUCAAGUAUUUGCUUAGGCAUUGCAAGAUUAUAAAAUAUAAAAAUGUCCAAAUUGCAAAGCAAUUGUCCUGGAUAAUAAUUUUAAGAAAGAGAUCCGUACUCAUAUCCCAAAAUUUUAAUAUGGAUUAGAGCAAUACUGAAACUCUUAAUUUAUAUACUACUAUCACCAAUAUUGGUAAUUGCAGCAAUAGUAAUGCUUGCUUUUGGACUUGGAUACUUGCUAUCAAAUACUUGUUAUCUCUGUAGAUACUUCUAAAGAUGUUGCUAGACUUUAUGUAAUUGAAAUUGACUUAAUAUUAAUUGUUAAUAAUGUGA